Molecule: messenger RNA, 2552 nt
Organism: Acipenser ruthenus (sterlet)
Lineage: Eukaryota; Metazoa; Chordata; Actinopteri; Acipenseriformes; Acipenseridae
Gene: decr1
Product: 2,4-dienoyl CoA reductase 1, mitochondrial
Exons: 11
Coding region: 153-1178 (341 amino acids)
Biological process (GO): fatty acid beta-oxidation
Cellular component (GO): mitochondrion
Molecular function (GO): 2,4-dienoyl-CoA reductase (NADPH) activity
Source: RefSeq, a predicted model, not a curated record
AACAACUCUCCAGUAAUUCGACAGCGCCGCUUGCUGGAAGAAAAAUGCAAAAUGUCCAGGCAAGAGCAAUACAAUGCAAUGUUCCCAAGUGUUGCUAAUAAAGCUUUACAAAUUUGAAGGCUUCUGGGAAAAGUCAUCAACAGUUUAAAAACAUGGCAGCGAUGUUGUUUGGAAGGAUUUCGAGUUGUUCAUUAAAUGUAAAUUCAACAGCAGGAUUAAGAAUUAUCUGUAACAAAAAGUGUUUUAGCAGUGGAACACAGGUUGCAUGCCAAAGCAAUGACCGGCCCCAAGCUAGAUUCUUUCCACCUGCGGAUGGAGUUAUGUUGCCGGCUCAGGCUUUCAAGAAUAAAGUAGCCUUCAUCACAGGUGGAGGCACAGGGCUGGGGAAGGCAAUGACAACAGCGUUCUCCAGUUUGGGUGCAGAGUGUGUGAUUGCCAGUAGAAAACUGGAUGUCUUGAAGCAGACAGCUGAGGAAAUUUCCAAGCAGACGGGAAACAAAGUUCAUGCAGUUCAGUGUGAUGUGCGAGAACCAGAUUCUGUACAAGCUGCUAUAGCUGAACUCACUAAGGUUGCGGGACUUCCUGAUGUGGUGAUAAAUAAUGCUGCUGGCAAUUUCAUCUCCCCAUCUGAAGGACUCUCCCCAAAUGCUUGGAGAACCAUCACUGAUAUUGUUCUUAAUGGCACUGCUUAUGUAACACUUGGGAUAGGAAAGCAGUUGAUUAAAGCUAAAAAAGGUGCAGCUUUCUUGGCAAUAACAACGAUCUAUGCAGAGAGUGGCUCCGGUUUUGUGGUACCUAGUGCUUCAGCAAAAGCAGGAAUUGAAAGUCUGUGCAAAUCACUUGCUGCAGAAUGGGGGAGGUAUGGUAUGAGGUUUAACGUGAUACAGCCUGGGCCAAUCCCAACCAAGGGUGCCUUUAGUCGUCUUGACCCAACUGGAAUGUUUGAGAAGACAAUGAUAGAUAGGAUACCAACAGGGCGCUUGGGUACUCCUGGAGAAAUAGCAAACCUGGCUACAUACCUCUGCAGUGACUAUGCCAGCUGGGUGUCUGGAGCAGUGAUUAGAAUGGAUGGUGGAGAAUAUGUUUCCAUGGCUGGUGAAUUCAAUGAACUUAGAAAGGUAACGACUGAACAGUGGGCUAUGUUGGAGCAAAUGAUCAGAAAAACCAAGGACUCAUAAGAACAAUGCCUUUUUAAUCUAUGUGAAGAGCAUCAUGUUACUAAUAAACACUUUUCUGAUUAUUGUUCUUUUGUUUGUGUGUAUUUAAUCAAAGGCCCAAACCUUUAAAACAUUUUUAUUUUUUAAAUAAGAACCUCAUUUAACCUCAUAUUUGUUAAAUAAUUGUGGAUUGCUUCUUUACUUUUUGUGUGAAAGUAAGCAUUGAUUUACAUUUAACAUGUCAGCCACUAACUUUUAAAUGGAGGUUGUUUUAAACUACUAAUUGUUAUUAUUUUAAGAACAUAAUGCAUAACAUUAUGGGCAGCAGUGUGGAGUAGUGGUUAGGGCUCUGGACUCUUGACCGGAGGGUUGUGGGUUCAAUCCCAGGUGGGGGACACUGCUGCUGUACCCUUGAGCAAUGUACUUUACUUAGAUUGCUCCAGUAAAAACCCAACUGUAUAAAUGGGUAAUUGUAUUAAAAAAAAUAAUGUGGUAUCUUGUAACAAUUGUAAGUCACCCUGGAUAAGGGCGUCUGCUAAUAAAUAAAUAAUAAUAACCCUAACUGGGAAACACUUUGUAAUCUGUUAAUUAUUUUCCCAAAACUGGUACUUUCAAACAUUUCUUGAAGCCUUUAUCAUUUCAUAUGUUUUUUGUUUUUUUUUUUUUGUUUGUUUUUUUUUUAACUUACCAGUGAAUAGUUGGUUGCUGUGUAGUAUGUAAUAAUAUGGUUUCUGUGGGGAAAAUGUAACAUGAUGAGAAAAAAACAAAAAAACAUGUAGAAUUUUACCAUUUCAUAUCUGUUUGGCAGAACCAUGGUUUAUGAAGUGUGCAUUCGAUGUUUAUGCUGGUUAGAUCCAGUAAGAUGCAGUAUCUCUGGCACAGCUCAAUUGCCAUGAGUGUCAUCAGGCCUCAUUAAGUUAUAUAAUGUGGGCUGAGCUUGAAGCUGUUUUUAUCAGGCCUGCCUAAUGGCCUAACCUGUGGUAUACUACUCGCAAAGUCAACACUGAGUAUCACAAAAAACAACAAACCACUGACCAGAAAAUUCUCAGAACUUACUUGACCCCCUUAUUUCACUAUCGGCAAGCAUGCUUUGGGGACUCCAAACAAGCAUAAACAAGUAAUACAUUGGGUUGUAUUUCACUUCAUUCAAUCCUAUUGAAAAAGGAGGAACUGCCUCUGCUCUACUGGCUAGAUGUUUGUGACAUGAUAUUAGCUUUGAAAAAAUAACAGGCAUGGGAUUAAAUCUAUUAAAUAGUGAUAUAUAUAAUGUGAUAAAAGUUUGCAAUAUUAAACAGCUGUUUUUGAUCGUUCUGAUGAGUACCUUAUCUAUUACAUAUUGAAACUGUCAUAUCUUUGUACCAUGAAUUUUCUAAUAAAAUGUUGUUUUUAAAAUCA